GUGCCAUGCCCUAGCUGCCGUGGCAGUCAGCCAACUGUUGUUGCCUUGCUCUCACCGCGGUGACGGAGAAACGUGAAAACCGAUCAAUUCUCACAUUCUGACGUCGCCGAGGAGGAAUUCAACAACAACAGUCGGGCACCACUGUCCCCUCGCCCACUCAAGGCUCAUCACAGUCAUUUAUGUACAGUCCAAAGAGCCCCGCGACAAUAUCCAUACAAGCAUGUUGGCCGGACUGCCUCCGAUCUCCCUCUCUUCACUCGACAACAACAUCAAGUGUUGACACCCACAGCAUACAACGAAUGCAGGUGCGCACGAAGGCUACCUUACAACUGUCGCUUGCUGCUGCGGCUUCGGUACUCUCGGUGAGCUCUCGCCAACGGCAUCCGGCACAUCACCAGAUCCAACGGACACAGCCGAGGCAGCGUCAUGCUCGAUGGCCAGCACACCGUCUCCACUGUCUUGCGAACGAAAAGGGAGCGUCUCACGCUCCAGAUACAAAGCCCUGUUGACAACCUACCACACAGAGAUCACACCUGAGUGAGCCUUGGCCCAUCACAUACGUACACGUGGCAACGCACCUUGGGAUUAUCAAGGCAUGCGACGAUUGCCGCGGCGACGUCCUCCUUGCUGACCGAUGACACCGUACGCUUGUCACCCGACGGCCUUGCUCGCGUCACGAGCCUGCCCGGCUGUGCUGCAGAGGGCGACGUUUGUGUCUCUUCUGCCGACUCAUCCCCGAAAUCAGGGACACGCAGAGAGCAGAAGGGCACCGCUGACCUGAUAGACGCACCCAUAAUGGCACUUGUGUGUGGGUAUGUGUGUUGGCUUGUGUUGUUUUGUGUUGUGUGGCUGACAGCUGCACGGUUCGCUCUCUGUGAGCUGCCUGGAAAGCCAGCCUGUGGGUGUCGAACAGGGGGUCGUUUGGGUUGCCCAUCACGCUCUCAAAACGAGACCUGACACACGAAAGCACACAGUUACUUGCCUAUGCAGCAAGGGCCAGCGAAUAUCGGCCGUCUCACCCACCUGAGGAAGUUCCACUGUGUCCUGUCGACGACAGGCGGCAGGGCAGACGACGAAACAAACAGCAACUCAGGCGCAGUCUGCUCGCGAUACGCCUCAAUGCCCUACAUACACGAGACACACGUAUCCACAUGUGCGUCCGUUGCCCACUUGGCCCCACCUGACCUGUAUCCUUGCUCCGAAUUCCUCCUCGAAUCCCUCCCUUGUGCGCCUGAAGACGAUGCCCAGCUGCACGAUGUCGCUGCGGUCGAACAGCACAGCACCAGACGGGUUGUCGGACACGCUCAUCAAAGGAACGCCAUUCACGUGCGGCAGGAAGGAAGAGAAUGGCACCAGGGUCUGCGAGAAGACAGUCGUCAUGUGCGUACGUGUGGUUGUGUGUGUGAUUUCCUGACCUUGGUGAUCUUGUUGGGUGCGUCGAUGUCGGCUUCGAACUGAAUGCCAUCCUGCCAAUACGACUGAGUGCGGAUGACCUGGGUGACAGACACAGGGGAUCGACAGACAGACGGACAGACUUGCAUUUCUAUCUACAGAUCGGCCAGGGUGGUGCUCUGGGUGGGUGGGUGUAUGCGUAUUAUACCAGUUUGUAUUUGGGCCUUCCCUUGUCUCGCAGCCACCGGAUCAUCAGACCGCCGUAGCAAUCCAAACUGACACACACAUACCCAUAGACAUACAUAUGGAUGGCUCUCAAUGACGGAGGUCGGCAACCAGCCUUACUUCAUGGUGAGGGGGACCGACAUGAGCGAUAUCUCAUUCUGGGGAUACCUGCACACACGCACACACACACACACACACUCACACAUGCUCACGGUGUGUAUGCUUAUUCAAUAGAGCGCCUUUCUCUGCUCACAUGAUGUUGCCGAAGAACUUUGCGUCCCUCCCAGCGAAUGUGUUGUCCUUGUCUGCCCCGGCCUUCAGAUCCUGACCACGGAAGAAGCGAGUCUCGCACCACGCAGCCGAGGCCUGAUCGACCCACAAUGGCAAGAGUACGGAAGCGUCGAUGUGUGUGUGUGUGUGUGCAUCUCGUGAUUGCUUACGCCUUCCUGUCGGUCUUUGGGCCAGUUCGGCCUCAGUAGCCCCCGCUCCUCGAUCGACAGCAGAGUGCGAUCGAAAGACUGCACACACACACACACGGACAGAUAAUGGCUGUCAGAGUGAGUACACAUGUGGCGCAUGGAGCCCACCUGUCUAAAGUCGAGCAGCGUCUGUCUAUAUCUGUCCUUGGCCGAAUAGUUGAGGGCCACCAACACGUUGAGCAGUGCUGCCCAAUCAGACGUCUGGAAGGGACGCGGCACGCUGUCCUUCAAAAGCUGAGCAACGAACCAGCCACACAUCGAUAAGAAACACCGAUGGGUUCGAGUGUCUGUCUAUUGUCCGUACCUCUCCAGUCUCCAGGAAGACCACCUUGUCGGCGCCCCUCACGGCGUCAAACACAGACAGCAAGUCGCUGUACUCACCCUGACCAACCAUCACACAGCAAACACACGCGUAAGCAUGCACUCUCUCUGCGAGUCCGCUUCUCCCCUUUCGUACCACAAAGUACUGCACGUCAUCUCCCAGUGCCGCCCUGGCCUCUGCCAUGAGCUCGCUGCUCACGUACACGCGAACUCGAUAGCCUCGCGACAACAGCAGGCGGACCAACGCUCUGCCAGUCGGACCUGCAACACCCACAGGACAGGCACACAUCAGUGUUCCGUACAUCCAGGCAGAUGUCCAUUCAUGUGUCGUUCCUUCCUCUCUCGCUCACUUGUGGCGCCGAGCACGAGCACAUCGAGAGGUUUCGGUGACGGUGGCGCCUCUGCCUUCUCCGUGGGCAGUUCCUCCACAGGCUGGCCCUUGACCUGCUGAAAGGCCGAGCCCUUGGCGGGCGAGCUGUCGCCGAACAGCUGGUUGAAGAGACUGAACGCCUGCUGGAACACACCCUCAUUCUUGGGCGCCGCAGACUCGCCCGACGAUGAUUCGUUCUGAUGGAAACACAUAACCACACAUGCAGAUCUGUCGUGCACGUGCUUGCAGAUGCGCUUCGUACCUUCAUCUCUGCAGAUGCGACGGCAGAUCUCCCUUGGUUGCGUCGAAAUGGCCUCCUCUGCGGUGUGCUUUCGCUGCUGAAGCGGCCGGAAGGCUGCAGGAUGAAGCCGCCGGCGAGGCAGCACAGGCAGGUUGCGAGCAGGAGGGUCAGCUGGAGUCUCCUUCUGCUUCGCGACGCCACACACGCCAUGCCCAUCGACUCCAUUUCAGGCGACUGACAGCAGAUCUCAAAUCAAAUCCAUCGAGCUACAAAGCGCCUGCUGUUCGUG
This is a messenger RNA of Vitrella brassicaformis, 3317 nucleotides long. NCBI's taxonomy places the organism in Eukaryota, Vitrellaceae. The record is from the annotation of a GenBank genome assembly.